AAUGGUGAUAACCUUCAUUAUCACACAUUUAACUUUUUGUCACUUGAAGUAAUUUUGAGCUCUUGAUUUUUGUCAAAAUUCGUGCCUCUUCACAGUUUCUCGAUUUCUUUCUGUGCUGAUAACGCGGACGUAAGGUUUGAGAAGAGCGGUUUCCCUCUUUUUCAAUUGCCGGCGACUUGUUAUUGAGGAGCUUUAGCUUGCAUGUUAUCACCUCUAGUCUCAUCAGUAGCCAGGAGGUUUUAUUGCAGCUCUAGAAUGGUUGGGAAAAAUGCUUUCAUUGUGCUCGCUGAAGGAGCAGAAGAAAUGGAAUUCGUAGUUUCUGCCGAUAUUUUAAGGCGGGCUGGUAUCAAAGUUUGUGUAGCCGGUCUGAAAGGAACUGAUCCAGUGAAGUGUAGCCGAGAUGUGUACAUUAAGCCAGAUCUUAGCUUUGAUGAAGCGCUGAAGAAUGGACCAUACGAUGUUGUUGUUCUGCCUGGAGGACCUGCGUACAAAGUCUUAGCUCAGUCAUCUGAAGUUGGAGCUUUAUUAAAGGAGCAAGAGAAAGCAAACCGGUUGAUUGCAGCAAUUUGUGCAGCCCCAGUUGUUUUGAAAUCUCAUGGUAUUGGCGCCGGAAAAGAAGUCACCUCCUACCCCUCGGUGAAAGGAGAAUUCGAAGGUACAAGUUACAAGUACAACGAGUCAAGCAAUGUAGUUGUUGAUGGUAAUAUUGUGACUAGUCGAGGGCCCGGUACUGCAUAUGAAUUUGCUUUAGAAAUUGUCAAGAUAUUGUUGGACGAAGCAGCAAGCCAAAAAGUUGCAGAUGCUCUCCUGUGGAAGAAGUGAAGCAUUCUCAAUACUGUCUAUGGUUUUGUAUUUUUAUACUGGCACCUUUAAUGGGAAUUCUAUGUAAUUGUGCUUCAUCCAUCAAUUUCAACCCAAAUUAACAUCUCUUCAGAUUUAUUGGGUUUUUCUGUUUUGGGAAAAUGAAAGUUUGUUGAAAUUUACUCUUCAAGAUUCUAUAUCCGAAGUUUUAGGUUACUGAGAAGUGAGAAGCAAUUCCAUUUUAAGAAAAGAAUGUCUUCUUUGAUUUAUACUGAUGUACUUAGAUGCUAUAAAUAAACCUAUCGAUAAAAGUGAGUUUAUAAAGAAGAAUCCAUUAAUUCACUGUGGUAGACAUUAAACAUCCGUCUGCUCCGUUUAUAUGUUCUUUUAAAGAAUAAAAUUACUUAGAAUCACAAA
Molecule: messenger RNA, 1218 nt
Organism: Bemisia tabaci
Lineage: Eukaryota; Metazoa; Arthropoda; Insecta; Hemiptera; Aleyrodidae
Gene: dj-1beta
Product: dj-1beta
Biological process (GO): glyoxal metabolic process; glycolate biosynthetic process; response to oxidative stress
Cellular component (GO): mitochondrion; cytoplasm; nucleus
Source: RefSeq, a predicted model, not a curated record